UAGAAAAGUCUCUUCAGGCUCUACAACUUGGGGACGGUUUUGUGUUCAUAUAUGAUUUUUGAAGACACUUGUUGAUGCAGAUGAUGUAUUUCUCUCGCGGUUUGUUCAUUUUUAAUCUACUGCAUCUGCAAGGUUAUAUCUUCUUGUCCCUGGAGGAAUCGCAACAAGCAUGUCCGAGAAAUACUAAGAGAAUUUCAGUGAUGGAGGGAGAUUCUGUGACCUUUAACCCUGAUUCUAAUAAACUACAGCCAAAUGAUGUGAUACAGUGGAGGUUUGAGAAUAAACAUCUAUGCAGUGCUACAUUCAGAGAUGAGAAAACGAAUGCAUGUGAUAAUGAGAGAGUCGGAGAGAGGUUUAAGCUUGAUUGCCAGACUGGAUCGCUCAUCAUCAGGAAUAGCAGCAAAAAUGACACUGGACAUUACGAAUUUACAAGCUACAGAAGCGGAAACUUUGAAACAAUCAAAUGUUUUGGCGCUAUUGUCUACAGUUCUUUACCUGUUCCUGUCAUCAGCAGUACCUCUUCACAAUGUUCUUCAUCAUCAUUAUCAUCAUCAUCCUCAGAGCAGAAUUGUUCAUUGGUGUGUUCAGUGGUGAAUGUGGGUCAUGUGACUCUCUCCUGGUACAAAGGAAACAGUUUAUUGUCCAGCAUCAGUGUGUCUGAUCUCAGCAUCAGUCUCUCUCUACCUCUGGAGGUGGAAUAUCAGGAUAAAAACAGCUACAGCUGUGUGCUC
Carassius auratus (goldfish) is the source of this 731-nucleotide messenger RNA. RefSeq lists its product as uncharacterized. The transcript has 4 exons. The record is from RefSeq and is a predicted model, not a curated record. NCBI's taxonomy places the organism in Eukaryota, Metazoa, Chordata, Actinopteri, Cypriniformes, Cyprinidae. The annotation marks the transcript as partial.